GGGAUGAGUGCGGUGGGCUCUGUCCCGCAAGGUGAGACCAGGAAGGGGAACCCACGACGAUGAGCCUGGAGUGCGGCGGGUCGUUGAAUGCAUCACCAGGUGCCACAUCAGCUGUACACCAACCCAGCUAAGAACUACCUCCAAGAACACACUGUCCGCUCUCAGAUUGGGUUCCUUAGUUAUGCAUCUUCAGUGGUGUUGAAUGACUUACCAUCACAUUGUAAGAUGGUUUCUCUGCAAAGGAAAGAGCUGCAGGCACGGAUUCUCAGCUCAGAAGAAGAGGAGAAACUGAAAAGAGACCAGAUCGUAAUAUCUGAUUUUAAACAGCAAAAGUUGGAGAAAGAGGCGCAGAAGAAUUGGGAUCUUUUUUACAAGAGAAAUAGUACUAAUUUUUUCAAAGAUCGACACUGGACCACCAGAGAGUUUGAGGAGCUAAGAUCGUGUAGGGAGUUUGCAGAUCAAAAGUUGAUUAUACUUGAAGCUGGCUGUGGUGUUGGUAAUUGUUUAUUCCCUCUUUUGGAAGAAGAUCCCAAUAUCUUUGCCUAUGCCUGUGAUUUUUCUCCAAGAGCAGUAGAGUAUGUCAAGCAGAAUCCUCUCUACAGCACCGAAAGAUGCAGGGCAUUCCACUGUGACCUGACGAAAGACGACCUUCUGGAGCACGUCCCCCCGGAUUCAGUGGAUGUGGUUACGCUGAUAUUUGUGCUCUCAGCUGUGCACCCAGAGAAGAUGCCCCGUGUCUUACAGAACAUUUACAAGGUACUGAAACCAGGUAAAAGUGUGUUGUUUCGCGACUAUGGGCUCAAUGACCACGCCAUGCUCAGGUUUAAAGCCGGCAGCAAGCUUGGAGAGAAUUUCUACGUGCGCCAGGACGGAACCAGAUCAUAUUUUUUCACCGCCGAAUUCCUGGCGCGACUCUUCAGGGAUGCAGGUUAUGAAGAAGUGGUGAACGAGUACAUGCUUCGGGAGACCGUGAAUAAGAAGGAAGGCCUGUGUGUCCCCAGAGUUUUCCUACAGAGCAAGUUCCAGAAGACGCUGAAGAACCCCCCUCACUCCCAAGACCCCUGAAUCCCAAGUCUGAACCUUUCGCAGGGCUGAGGUGGUGCCUUCCCUUGAGAUGUUGAAAGUCACUCUCGAGUUGAAUAUUUUUUUAUAUUGUAAUUCUUGAAAUGAAUGUAUGUGAUUUUUUUGUAUUAUUAAAUAUCAAGCAAAUG
Molecule: messenger RNA, 1211 nt
Organism: Sorex fumeus (smoky shrew)
Lineage: Eukaryota; Metazoa; Chordata; Mammalia; Eulipotyphla; Soricidae
Gene: METTL6
Product: methyltransferase 6, tRNA N3-cytidine
Exons: 6
Coding region: 88-1065 (325 amino acids)
Source: RefSeq, a predicted model, not a curated record